CCAAAAACAUAUCAUGAGAAAACCAAACAUCCCCUUCUUCUCUCUACCAUAAUAAUGUUUCUUCAACCGUCCCCCAACUCCAUCUUCAUUCUUCCUCCAUAACCUCCCAUCUCUUUCUCUUAAAGUUCUCAAUUGCUCUGUUUUCUUUAUGGGAGAGAUGAAAUUGAAUAGAAAGAUUCAUUCAUCGCCUAUUUCCAAUGGUGGUAAUAAUUCAUCAGCUUCCCGUCUAUCUCCAAUUUCCUGGUUUUCCAAAUUCAUGCAGUCAUCCAAACCCAACUCGGAGAAGAACAAGAAGAAGAAGAAGAAUUCAGUACCAGACAGUUGGGAUGGAGGUAGGUUUUACUGUGGAGAAGACGAUCCAUACUUUAGAAUUUCCUUUGGAGGAGGAAAACCAAGGCACAAGUCCGUUUGGUUUGAUCCUUCAGAUGAAAGAGGGGAAUUCAAUGAUAUGGUUUCCGAUGUAAGAAGAAGGAGAGUGAUCUCAUCCCAGAACUCGAAGAAGAUUCUUUCAGAGGAGAAACAGAGAAGUUAUUUUGAAUUAAAUUGUGAAGAAAUGGAACCACCCAAGAGAGGUAGCCACAACAUUGAACAAGACUGCAGAAAUCUAACCGAAUUAAAACGUGUAUCAAGGAGAAAACCGAAAGUUGGAGGGAAAGUUCGAGUUUAUUCUCCAAGAACAGAGUGCAAGAUCAAACCACUAGAGGACUUGAAGAAGAAAAAGAAGAAGAAGAAGGUUAGAAAAGAGAUAAGAACUUUCAACAGAUUUGCAGUUGUUAAGACAUCCUAUGACCCACAUGGAGAUUUCAGAGAUUCGAUGAUGGAAAUGAUUGAGGAACAAGGAAUCGAAAAACCAGAUGAACUUGAAGAACUAUUGGCAUGCUAUCUUACCUUGAAUUCAGAUGAUUACCAUGAUCUUAUUAUUAAAGUCUUUCGUCAAGUAUGGAUUCAAAUGAAUCUUUGAUCUCUUCCUCCUCCUCCUUAGAUACUGUUGUUGAUGAGACUGAGAUAGUUAUAAAUCUUUUCAAUUUCUGAAAUUAAUACAUAAAAAUAUCCAAC
Messenger RNA from Impatiens glandulifera, 1056 nucleotides. Its product is annotated as transcription repressor OFP5. Bases 149 to 961 code for a protein of 270 amino acids. The transcript has a single exon. Lineage: Eukaryota; Viridiplantae; Streptophyta; Magnoliopsida; Ericales; Balsaminaceae. Gene Ontology annotation, biological process: negative regulation of DNA-templated transcription. The record is from RefSeq and is a predicted model, not a curated record.